This is a messenger RNA of Lachancea meyersii CBS 8951, 2481 nucleotides long. The record is from the annotation of a GenBank genome assembly. Lineage: Eukaryota; Fungi; Ascomycota; Saccharomycetes; Saccharomycetales; Saccharomycetaceae.
AUGAGUGAGAGAAAUGCAUUCUCUGAACUUUUCCCAGGUCUUCAGCGCCAGCGGAGCACGGAAAACUCCAGUGCUUCAAUUUCAACAGAUUUCAAUGGGGAAAAGGUUAAAGAAGGUAGCUCUAUGAGUAACCAAAGUCUGGACACGCAGUUUUUACUAGAUGUUCUCUCAGAGUUCGAGAGAAACGACAAACUUGACUACCGUGCAAAAGUUACGGAACACAAUUUCUAUCUGAGCGAGCUGUACGCUAAGAAAACUAGCGCUUUAGAGGCAAAGCCUGUGGCAACGGACGACUUGGAAGAUUUCCACAUAUACAAUAAAAAAGUUCAGCGUGAGUAUGUGCUGAGAAAGAAGAUGGACAAUAUUUUGUUGCAGCGCAGUGUUCAUGAACCGCUUGAAGUUUUGAGCUGCGACAACUUGAGCGCCAAAUUCACCGCGGGGAAAGAGGAUCGAGAUACAGAGCUCGCAGCGCUGAAGAAAAAGGGCAACGAAAUGGUCAAUUUCCUGUUUUCUCCUUUGCGGCCCCCAACCAGUGCUCAAAGAGUUCCUAUUUACAGAAUACACUCCAAUGACACUCAAGUAAUCGACCUCGAGCACAACGCCAUCGGUGGAAUUGACGAACCAAGCGUAAAGGUACCUGAGCUGGGUCACUUGCCGUCACACUCUUCCAGCAACUCGGAAAACAAGUCGUGGUCGAAUAGAUGGAACAAGUUACUUUCGACUUUGAACGGUUCAGAAAAGAAUUAUCAAUUGCAAAGAAAGCUAGAUACAAGACAUUUACAAGCUAUUGCAAUUGGUGCGACCAUCGGUGUGGGGCUCUUUCUCAAUUCUGGCAAGGCUCUAUCAAUCGGUGGACCCUUUGGUACUCUUAUUGGGUUCAGUAUAUGCGGGAGCAUCGUGCUAGCAACCAUGCUUUCCUUCACAGAGCUCGCCACUUUGAUUCCUAUCUCGUCAGGAGUGUCUGGCUUGGCUUCUCGGUUUGUAGAGGAUGCAUUUGGAUUUGCGCUGGGCUGGACUUACUGGUUAACUUAUGCCUUGACUUUUGCCAAUCAGAUAGUUGCCAGCAAUUACAUGCUGAGUUACUACACCGAUAGUUUAUUAAGCACAGGGGCUACGGCUGGAUUCAUAACGCUUUUUUUGAUUACUGCCAUUGUUGUAAAUUUGAUGGAUGUUCGCCUUGUGGGGGAGGUUACAUAUGGCUUCACUUUCUUCAAGAUCCUGGUAACAGCUAUGAUGAUAAUCGUGAUGGUUGUCUUGAAUGCUGGUGCUGGACGUCACGUCCAUCCACGGGUCGGAUUUAGGUAUUGGGAUGCAUCGAAAUCCCCGGGCGACCUUACAUAUGGCUUGUUUCGACCUACGUUUGAUCUACGAGACCAGGGUGCCGGCAGCCGCAAUGGUAUUCCUGGGUCUGAGGGACGAUUUCUAUCGAUACUGGUCGUACUCACGCUCUCUUCAUUCUCGUAUAGUGGCGUCGAGGUUGGAUUCGUGGCAUGUGGCGAGGCCAUAAAUCCCAGACGCUCACUGCCGUCAGCGACCAAGAAAACGUUUGUUACUAUCAUCAUACUUUAUCUGCUUUCUAUUUUCGUGAUCAGCUUGAAUGUUUACAGUGGAGAUUCAGGGCUACUACGCUACUACACUUCCGCGACUGAACGGCCUUCUGCGCGUGUGGUUUCCGAGUUUGACACGCGUUGGCAGAUAUUCCAAAACUGUUCAAACAAAAAGCCUUUGGUAGUCAGUGACUAUAGCAAUGGUAGUCAAAGUCCCUGGGUCCUGGCGCUCAAAAGUUUUGGGCUAUGCUCGUUUUCGUCAACUUUCAAUGCAUUUUUGGUCAUUUUCGGCGUCUCCUCCGCAUUCUCGUCGCUGUACUCGGCUAGCAGAACUUUAUAUGCUAUGGGAACACAGGACAAGGCUCCUGCAAGUUUCAGACGCUGUUCUCGCCGUGGUGUGCCGUAUGUGGCAGUUGCAUUUUCCGGUCUAUUCGGCACCCUGGCAUACCUCGCAUUGAGCUCUCGUUCCUUGGAGUUUUUCCAGGUGCUCGCGAACAUAUCGGGUGCCACCAUCUCGAUAAUAUGGCUGGGCCUGAAUGUGUCCUUUCUGCGAUUCUAUUAUGCACUGAAGAAACGGCCCGACAUUAUUUCUCGUUCAGAUCCGUCUUUUCCCUACAGAUCGCCAUUCCAGCCCUUCACCGCAUACUAUGGACUUACAGGAUCAGUGGUUAUUAUGUUACUGAUGGGAUUCGUCAACUUUUUACGUGGCUUUUGGAGCACUAAGAUGGUGUUUUCUUGCUAUGGAGGUUUGCUAUAUUUUGGCGUAACAUACCUCGGUUACAAGCUAAUCAAAAGCUCCAAAAUUCAGCGACUAGACCAGAUCGAUCUCGAUACUGGUCGACGGGAGAUGGAUCGCAUGCGCUGGAUAGAGCAUCGCGAAUACACCGGUUCUUGGCGAGAAUCGCUUCACAAGCUUGUCACGUGGCUCGUGUAA